Messenger RNA from Sclerotinia borealis F-4128, 1623 nucleotides. NCBI's taxonomy places the organism in Eukaryota, Fungi, Ascomycota, Leotiomycetes, Helotiales, Sclerotiniaceae. The record is from the annotation of a GenBank genome assembly.
AUGUCUUUAUCCCACCACUCAGACGAAGAAACACCCCUCCUCGCCGAUCCCAUAACUUCACCAUCCUCUUCCCAAGACCAUCCUGCAUCUGCAGAAGCAUCAAUCAUCCCAAAUGAACCAAGCACCAAGCGCUUAGCCAUAACCCUCGGAGCCAUCUGGGUAGGCGUCUUCCUAGGAGCUCUCGACUCCACCAUCAUCGCCACCCUUUCCGCCAGCAUCUCCACCUCCUUCCAAUCCCUCUCUCUCCUCUCCUGGCUCGCAUCCGCCUACCUCAUCGCAAACGCCGCAUGCCAACCUCUGUCCGGUCGUCUCACCGAUAUAUUCAGUCGUCGCACCGGCCUCAUUGUCAGCAACAUACUUUUCGCAGCCGGUAACCUGAUAUGCGGGCUGGCAGAUAGCGAAUGGAUGAUGAUAUUUGGACGAGUGGUGGCGGGGUGCGGAGGUGGUGGCUUAAUGGCUAUUAGUACUUUUGUGGGAAGUGAUUUGGUUCCGCUUAGGAAGAGGGGGGUGGUGCAGGGCAUUGGGAAUAUAUGUUAUGGGACGGGUGCGGGACUUGGCGGGGUUUUUGGGGGUUGGAUUAAUGAUACUUGGGGGUGGAGAAUGGCUUUUUUGGCCCAGGUUCCUUUUAUUAUCGUUUCCGGAAUCUUGGUAGCGUGGCUCGUCAAUAUCCCUCCUAAGAAAAGCGAGAGGUCGAAAUUAUCACGGGUGGAUUUCAUGGGUUCAUUCGCUUUGAUCCUCACGCUCAUCCUUCUUCUCCUGGGCUUAAAUUCCGGUGGAAAUAUCGUUCCCUGGAACCACCCCCUCGUCUAUGUUUCCCUUCCGCUCUCCCUCGCCUCCCUCCUCGGAUUCAUAUACAUCGAACUCUACCUUGCCUCCGAACCCAUCAUCCCCGUCCGUCUCCUCGCAAACCGCACCGUCGUCGCCGCUUGCCUCACCAACUGGUUCGUCACAAUGGUAAUCUUCAUGAUUCUCUUCUACGUCCCCCUAUACUACCAAGUCCGAGGUGAAUCCACCACUGCCGCCGGUAUGCGUCUCAUUCCCCAAUCCAUCGGAGCCUCCAUCGGCUCUCUCGGCUCGGGAAUCAUCAUGAAUCGCACGGGCAAAUAUAAAUCCAUAAGUCUCAUCACACUCACCAUGCUCGUUAUCGGAACCGCUCUACUCUCAACUUUAAAUUCAAAUAGUCCAGAUUGGCCCAUAUAUAUCUACCUAACCCUAACCGGUAUCGGCUACGGCGCCACUCUCACCACCACCCUCCUAGCCAUCAUCUCAGCAGUCUCCCAUGAUCACCACUCCGUCAUCACAUCAGCCUCCUACGCUUUCCGCUCGACCGGUAGCACCAUAGGUAUCACGAUUGCAAGCGCGGUGUAUCAGAAUAUACUAAAAUCAGAUCUAUGGGAGAAAUUCGGAGAUCAACCGGAUGCGGAAAAUGUGAUUGGUAAAAUUCGGAACUCGUUUGAUGAAUUGGAUAGGCUUCCUGUUGGGUGGAGAGAGGGCGUUGUAGAAUGUUAUAUGCAUGCUUUUAGGGGGGUUUUCUUGACGGCGGUGGGGUUGGCGUUGUUGAUGGCGGCGGCGGGGGCUUGUAUGAGGCAGAAUGUUUUGCAUAGUCGUUUGGAUAGGUCUUAG